Ilex paraguariensis (yerba mate) is the source of this 1127-nucleotide messenger RNA. The record is from the annotation of a GenBank genome assembly. NCBI's taxonomy places the organism in Eukaryota, Viridiplantae, Streptophyta, Magnoliopsida, Aquifoliales, Aquifoliaceae.
UUUACAGUUUUGACUUUUGCUUCUCAGUGUCGUCUCCGCUCCUUUGUUUGCCCUCCCGCAGUCGUAUACAGUCAUCUCUCUCUCUCUCUCUCUACCUGAACUUGAAUUCAUGAACUAAUCUGAAGACUUUCACUCUGGUUUUUAUGUGUUCACUUGUACAAAAUGUUCGAUUGUGGUUCCAAUCCAAAAUAUUUAGGUGGCCAGGGAGAGAAGUUUAGAAGGUUGGAUGACUUGGACUCUAGAUUGUCAUCGCCGUUGGCCUCUAGUGCUAUGAACAAAUGUGGGUUCAACAUUGAGGGUUUGGGUCUUGCUAGUCAUGCUACUAAUACCUCAUCUAAAUCCUUCAAGAGAGGAAUGCAAAAAGGAUCUGAAGGACUAAAGUCAAUUGGUCGGUCACUGGGAUUUGGGGGGGCAGUGUUUCCUGAAGAUCUUAAAGUGUCAGAGAAGAAGAUAUUUGACCCUCAGGACAAGUUCCUUUUGUUGUGGAAUAAACUUUUUGUCAUAUCAUGUAUUCUGGCGGUGUCUGUGGAUCCACUGUUUUUCUAUCUUCCAGUUUUCGAUAGCUCGUCAAAUUGUUUAGGGAUACAACGAAAGUUAGCCAUUACAGCUACUAUACUCCGUACAAUUGUUGACGCUUUCUAUCUUAUUCACAUGGCUCUCCAAUUCAGGACUGCGUAUAUUGCUCCAUCAUCUCGGGUUUUUGGACGAGGUGAACUUGUUAUAGAUCGUGCACAAAUUGCAAAACGAUACCUCAGGUCGUAUUUUAUCGUUGAUCUCCUUGCUGUGCUACCCCUGCCGCAGCUUGUUGUCUGGAGGUUUCUACAGAGAUCAAAGGGUUCAGAUGUACUGGGCACAAAAGAAGCCUUGCUUUUUAUCGUGUUGCUUCAAUAUAUCCCUAGAUUUGUCCGGAUUUUACCCUUAACGUCAGAAUUGAAAAGGACUGCGGGUGUAUUUGCCGAAACAGCAUGGGCUGGUGCUGUAUACUAUUUACUACUAUACAUGCUUGCCAGUCAUGUAAGGAACUGUUUAAGUUGGUUGACAUCGUUUUAUAAUGUGAUGCAUUCUUGUGUGUCACUUAAAUCUUUUUUUCAUCAUGUCCUUUGAACUUAAGCUUUGUUGAUUUUAAG